Molecule: messenger RNA, 2039 nt
Organism: Tripterygium wilfordii
Lineage: Eukaryota; Viridiplantae; Streptophyta; Magnoliopsida; Celastrales; Celastraceae
Product: CLP protease regulatory subunit CLPX2, mitochondrial-like
Exons: 15
Coding region: 75-1820 (581 amino acids)
Biological process (GO): protein catabolic process; protein folding; proteolysis
Cellular component (GO): mitochondrial matrix
Molecular function (GO): ATP hydrolysis activity; ATP-dependent protein folding chaperone; ATP binding
Source: RefSeq, a predicted model, not a curated record
ACUCAUUGUCUCCAACUCACCGCUCCCCAAGUGCUCUUAAAGCAGAAAAUGAAGACAAUCAGCAUAUAAAAAACAUGCUUUCAGCUCUACGCCGCGCCACCGCCCUCACAUGGGUAACGACCAGAACCCGAACAGUUACCGGUACGGGCUCUCUGUGCAACCACGAUCUUCACCCUCUAGUACCUAAGCCGCCCCCUUUUUACCUCGCCCAGGAGCGCCGAAUGUGCGACUAUGACCACAUCAGGGCAGACGUGAACUGCCCACGCUGCGCGAAGCAUAUGCCGGUUCUGUUCUCAAACAGGCCGCUAUCAAUCACGGGACGGGAGGCUGGAAUAUAUCAGGCACUGAAUUUCUGCCCUAGCUGCAGGACGGCCUUUUACUUCAGGCCUUUCAAGCUGGAGCCCUUGCAGGGAACCUUCAUCGAGCUAGGGAGGGUCAGGGAGGAGAUAGUUGCUAUUUCGGGGAAAGAUUUGGGCAGGAAAGUGGAAGGAACUGAAAUCUCUUGUGCUGUUGGUGAUGAUGAUGAUGACGACAAGCAUUGUUCCGGGUACACGGACGGGGUUAUGGGGAAAGGUUGUGGCGGUAGUGAAGGUGAGAAGUUGCCGACGCCGAAGGAGAUGUUGAAGGGGCUUGAUGAAUUUGUAAUUGGGCAGGAGAGAGCCAAAAAGGUUCUUUCAGUUGCUGUCUACAACCACUACAAGAGAAUAUAUCAUGCCUCCCAGCUCAAUGAGUCAGGUGCCAAAUUGAGUGAUAAUGAGUUUGUGGAGGACCAAAGCGAGUUUGUUGAGUUAGAGAAGAGCAAUGUUCUUUUGAUGGGUCCCACUGGUUCUGGGAAAACGUUACUUGCAAAAACUCUUGCUCGAAUUGUCAAUGUGCCAUUAGUCAUUGCCGAUGCAAACACGCUAACACAGGCAGGUUAUGUAGGCGAAGACGUGGAAUCAAUAUUGCAAAAGUUACUAAUGGUUGCUGAAUUCAAUGUUGAAGCUGCCCAGCGAGGUAUAGUCUACAUUGAUGAAGUUGACAAGAUAACCAAAAAGGGUGAGAGUUCAAACACUGGUAGAGAUGUAUCUGGAGAGGGUGUUCAACAAGCAUUGCUGAAAAUCCUAGAAGGAACUGUCGUGAAUGUUCCCGUUCCUGAUAAAGGAGUUCGAAAGCAUCCUCGUGGUGAUAACGUACAGAUAGAUACAAAAGAUAUCCUUUUUAUAUGUGGUGGAGCAUUUGUUGAUUUGGAGAAAACCAUAUCAGAAAGACGACAAGAUGCUUCUAUUGGCUUUGGAGCGCCAGUUCGCGCUAACAUGAGGAUCAGCGGACCAGCCAAUGCUUUUGUGGCGUCAUCGUUAUUGGAAUCUGUAGAAAGUGGUGAUCUUAUUGCGUACGGCCUAAUUCCUGAGUUUGUCGGACGCUUCCCUAUUUUGGUGAGCCUAUCAGCUUUAAGUGAGGACCAACUUGUUCAGGUCCUCAUGGAGCCAAGAAAUGCUCUUGGUAAACAGUACAAGAAGAUUUUUAGUAUGAAUAAUGUUAAGUUACACUUCACCGAGAAUGCACUGCGAUUGAUUGCAAAGAAAGCUAUGGCAAAGAACACUGGCGCACGAGGUCUGAGAGCCAUUUUAGAGAAUAUUCUUACAGAAGCAAUGUUUGAGAUUCCUGAUGCCAAGACAGGACCUGAUGGUAUAACUGCUGUUUUGGUUGAUGAAGAGGCCGUUGGGUCUGUGGAUGCUCCUGGAUGUGGAGUGAAAUUUCUUUAUGGAGAUGGUGCUGUGGAGCGGUUUUCUCAUGAACCUGGGUUGAAGAUUCUUGGGGGGAGAGCGAGGGGGCGAUGAAGGGCCAAUUAGAAGUUUCAAUCAGGAACUCUGAGCAUGUAAAGAAAAGGGAGAAAAAAAAACUCUAUUUGGUAUGUGUAAAUUCUCUGUAACUUGUUCGCUUGGUAUGAGAGGAUAAUUAAAACAAGCCUGCUUUUGACGGUGAACAUUUUGAUAAAUGAUGUGAAGUCGCGGAUAAUUUGCAUGAAUUUAUUUCUUACUCAAAACAAAAUUCGAUGU